CACUCUCCUGCGCGCCCCCGAGGGCGCACACCCGUGGGGAUCAGCACCGAUCAUCAGGGUCACUGAUCAUCAGUGCCCUGAUGAUCGGUGCCCAGCAGUGCUGCACACAAGUUCCGCCCACCUGUGCCCAGCAGUGCGCCCACCUGUGCCCAGCAGUACGCCCACCUGUGCCCAGCAAUGCACCCACCUGUGCCCAGCAGUGUGCCCACCUGUGCCACCCAGCAGUGUCACCACCUGUGCCCAGAAGUGCCACCUACCUGUGCCCAGUAGUGCCACCCACCUGUGCCCACCAGUGCCACCCACCAGUGCCGAUCAGUGCAGCCCAGCAGUGCUGCCAGUCAGUGCCACCAGUCAGUGCCCAGGGGUUGUGCCAGUCGGUGCCCAGCAGUGCCGCCAGUCAGUGCCCAGCAGUGAUGUCAGUCAGUGCCACCUAUCAGUGCUGUCUAUCAGUACCCAUUAUCAGU
Staurois parvus is the source of this 464-nucleotide messenger RNA. Lineage: Eukaryota; Metazoa; Chordata; Amphibia; Anura; Ranidae. The record is from the annotation of a GenBank genome assembly.